CUGAAGAGGGAAAGGAGAAAUAGAGAUAGAGAAAGUGAGUAGGAGCAUGCUGGAAAAGCAGAGAGAGUGGUAAAAAAAAAAGGACAAAAUUAGAGAAACAAGAGAAGAUGAGGGCUGGAGAGAAAAAUAGACAAAAGACAGGAAUGGAGGACGAGAGAGGGAGAGCUGGGUGGCACAGGGAGAAGAGCAAAUGAGUGAGCGAAUAGGAGACACACAGAGAGCGAGAGAGAGAGAGAGAGAGAGAGAGAGAGAGAGCAAAUGAGAGGGAGGGAAGCGAACAACACUGCAGACACUCGCCCACUGUCACUGCUCCACCGCCAGAGGACAGAGGCAGCAACGGCAGCAGAGGGAGCAGAUACGAUGGAGGAGGAAGACCGUACCGUCCGUCUGCGGAUCAGUCCCUGUCACUGACAGCCUCCCUCUGGGACCAGCCUGCCAAGUGUGGAGUAUAAGGCAGAAAACAAAUCUCUCUGUCCUUUACAAGACCAAGAACUGGACCUCAAACUCCUGCAGGACUGAUAACACAUACCACACACUCUGUAUUUUCCCUCCUUCCACUCACUUACUCACACCCUCACUCUCUCAAACUGAACUUCUUCUUGUUGCCUUUUGGACUAGUUUUUUCUUCUUUUUUUUUCUCUUCGCUGCCUACGCUGCUGACUUUCCAGGCUGAGUGGAUUUACUUUUAUCCUGUGGCGGACCAUGGGGCUAGGGUGGAGGGGUGCUGCAGGGACCCUCCGAAUAAGGACAGAGGGGAGCUGGCACCUUUUGGUGACAUUGCUGCUGUUGUGCGGUUUCUGGAAGGCUAACUCGCAGACAGAUGAUGGGAAGUCUAUGUACUUCUGGGAAACAGGUCCAUGGGGACGGUGCAUGGGCAGCGACUGUGGCCCAGGUGGCAGCCAAAGCCGGGCAGUCUGGUGUGCCCAUGUGGACGGCUGGACAACACUUCACACCAACUGUGACCAGGGCCAGCGUCCCUCCAACCAGAGGAACUGUUUCCGUGUGUGCGACUGGCACAAGGACCUUUAUGACUGGAAACUGGGUGCUUGGAACGAGUGCAUGCCAGUUUCGGGAAGGACCUUUGGUGCCCUGCGGCCUUUCACAUGCAGCGGGGGCGAAGAGGGCAUUCAGACCCGGGAGGUGGGCUGCGUGCUCAACUCAGACGGGUCUCCAGCAGAGGAUGCCAUCUGCGAGUACUUUGAGCCCAAGCCUCGCCUGGAGCAGGCAUGUUUGAUCCCGUGCCCUCAGGAUUGUGUGGUGUCCGAGUAUUCACCAUGGACCUCCUGCUCAAAAACGUGCGGAACAGGCCUCAGGAACAGGGUCCGGAGCGUCCUUGUUCCUCCACUAUUCGGAGGUUUAGUUUGUCCAAACCUCACUGAGUUCCAGUCUUGUAAACCGGGGCCUUGUACAGGUCCGGAGGGCAUGUACAGUCUCAGGGUUGGACCGUGGGACCCUUGUACUCUCCCACAGACUCGGACAGAACGCCAAGUUAAGCGCAGGAGAGGCAAAGGCCAGGGGCUCAGGGAGAGAGCGGGAGUCAAAGACCCAGAAACCAGGGAGCUUAUCCAGAAGAAACGGACCAGGAAUCGCCUUAACCGGCAGGAGAGUCCCUUCUGGGACAUCCAGGUGGGAUACCAGACCAGGGAGGUGAUCUGCAUACACAGGAACGGGAGCGCUGUGGUUCGCAACCUGUGCACACCGAGGGACCUGCCGCUGACCAUCCAGUCCUGCGUCCUCCCCAAAGACUGCCAGUUUACCGACUGGACCGAUUGGGGCGCCUGCUCCAAAACGUGUGUGGACCCCAGGUCUCCCAGAGGAAAUCGCAGCAGGAUCCGACAGGUGCUCCAGUUCCCCGUGGGCGAGGGGGCGGAGUGCCCGCCGCUGGAGGAGUCGGAGUGGUGCGAACCUCAGGGUGAUGGAGUGCCGCCCUGCUCCAGUUACACCUGGAGAACCACAGAGUGGAGCGACUGCCGGGUCGACCCUUUGUUAAGCCAACAGGACCGUCGUCGUGGCAACCUGACGGGGCUCUGUGGAGGAGGCCUGCAGACCAGGGAAGUGUACUGCGUCCAGGCCAACGCCGAGCUUCUCAAAUACCUCAAAGACCUCAGAGAACGAGAUAAAAAUGCGUCCCGCCCAGUGGAGAACAAACUGUGCGAGGGUCCCAUCCCCAACAGGUCUCAGCUGUGCCAAAUACCCUGUCCCAUCGACUGUGUGGUGUCACCGUGGGGGGCAUGGGGACCCUGCACCUUCGAGAACUGUGAUGACCAGGCCGCAAAGAAAGGUUUCAAACUGAGAAGACGACGAAUCACCAACGAGCCAACCGGAGGGCCCGAGAACUGCCCCCACCUGGUGGAGGCGGUGCCGUGCGAUGAGCCCAGUUGUCACGAUUGGCAGCUGGUCGGUUUGGAUCAGUGUAUGCCAGACGAGGAGAAGCCGUGUGGCCCCGGGUCUCAGCUCGCACAGGUCAUGUGUGUCAACAGUACCGGAGAAGAAGUGGACAGAGGUCUCUGCUCGUCCACUCCGGUUCCAGAGCCCGUGCCGUGCGAGGUGCCUUGCUCCAGGGACUGUGUGCUCAGCGAUUGGACGCCCUGGUCCACCUGCUCACAGACGUGCUCGAGUAAAACCAUCGAGGGGAAGCAGCUGAGGACGCGCUCCAUUCUCGCCUACAACGCCGGGGAAGGUGGCGCCGUGUGCCCGAACAGCAGCGUUCUCCAGGAGGUACGGAACUGUAACGAGCACGCCUGCACGGUCUAUCACUGGCAGACGGGGCCUUGGGGACCGUGCUCCGACGACCCCUCCGCCUCCUCCCUCAACAUCUCCACUGUCGUCCGCAACCGUCAGGGUCCCUGCUCCACGGGGAUGCAGACUCGCAAGGUCAUCUGCGUGCGCGUCAACGUGGGACAGGUGCCACCCAAGAAGUGUCCAGACGGCCCUCGCCCCAGCACCGUGCGACCAUGCCAGCUGCCCUGCAAGAAGGACUGUAUCAUGACCCCUUUUAGCGACUGGACGCCGUGCCCUGUCACCUGUGACGCAGCCGGCAACGCGGUGAAGACGAAGCAGUCGAGGAAACGCCUCGUCAUCCAGCAGCCGUCCAACGGAGGACAGGAGUGUCCAGAGGUGCUGGAGGAGGAGCAGGACUGCGAGCUCCCCAAAGUCUGUCCUGGAUUCAGGUGGAAAACCCACAAGUGGAGGAAGUGCCAGCUGGUCCCGUGGUUUCUCCGACAGAACCACGUGGGUGCUCAGGAGACCUGUGGACCGGGACUUCAAACCAGAGCUGUGUCCUGUCGCCAGCUGGACGGGACGCAGGCCGACAUCGGCGAGUGCCUGAAAUUCGCCAAGGCCAUGCCUGCCAUCACUCAGCGCUGUCAGCUCCCCUGCCAGGAUGACUGCCAGCUGACCAACUGGUCCAAGUUCUCGUCCUGCACAGCUGACUGUGUAGGAGUCCGCACCAGAAAGAGAGCAUUGAUAGGGAGGAGCAAGAAGAAAGACAAAUGCAAGAACACCCAAAUGUACCCUCUGAGUGAGACCCAGUACUGCCCCUGUGACAAGUACAACGCCCAGCCGGUGGGGAACUGGUCAGACUGCAUCCUGCCCGAAGCGGACAGAGCGGAGAGCACCCUCGGGCUGAAGGUCCAGGGAGACAUCAAGGAGUGUGGACAGGGCUACCGCUACCAGGCCAUGGUGUGCUACGACCAGGACAACAGGCUGGUGGAGACGCUACGCUGCAACAGUCACGGUUAUAUCGAGGAGGCGUGCAUCAUCCCCUGUCCCUCAGACUGUAAACUCAGUGAAUGGUCAAACUGGUCACGCUGCAGCAAGUCGUGCGGCAGCGGAGUCAAAGUUCGCUCCAAAUGGCUCCGAGAGAAACCUUACAACGGGGGCCGGCCGUGUCCCAAACUGGACCACAUCAACCAGGCCCAGGUGUACGAGGUGGUGCCGUGUCAGAGCGACUGUAAUCAGUAUGUGUGGGUGGCCGAGCCGUGGAGCGUGUGGAAGGUCAGCAACGUCGACUUAAAGGAGAACUGUGGAGAAGGUGUCCAGACCAGGAAAGUCAGGUGCAUGCUGAACACGAUAGACGGGCCGUCAGAGCCAGUGGAGGACUACCUCUGUGACCCCGAGGAGAUGCCGCUCGGGGCCAGGGAGAGCCGGCUGCCCUGCCCUGAGGACUGCGUCCUGAACGACUGGGGCCCCUGGAGCCGUUGCAGCCUGCCUUGUACGAGGAUCAACAGUCGAGUACGAGAGGCCUACACCCUCCGGUCGCCCACUGUGGGGAGGCAGUGUCCGGACACGAGCGACAAGGAGCCCUGCAGCCUGAACCUCAACUGCUUCAACUACUUCUACAACAUCACAGACUGGAGCACAUGUCAGCUGAGUCCUAAUGCCGUGUGUGGGGGCGGCAUCAAGACCCGGAUGCUGGACUGUGUUCGCAGCGACGGCAAAUCAGUGGACAUCAAAUUCUGCGAGGAGUUGAAAUUGGAGAAGAAGUGGCAGAUGAACGUCUCCUGUGUGGUCGAGUGUCCCGUCAACUGUCAGCUGUCGGGGUGGUCGGUCUGGUCCGAGUGUUCGCAGACAUGUGGAUUAGAAGGUAAGAUGUGGCGGCAGCGGGCGGUGGUUCAGGCCUCCCAGGGCGACGGUCGGCCCUGCCCCUCUCAGAUGGAGCAGUGGAAGCCCUGCCCGGUGCGCCCCUGCUACCGCUGGCAGUACAGCCCCUGGUCCGAGUGUCGGGUGGAGAGUGUGGUGUGCGGGCACGGCAUGCGCUACAGGAACCUGUCCUGCUUCGUGUCCGACGGCUCCCGUGAAGGCGACGGUUUGGUGGACGAGGAGCUGUGCAGCAGCCUGGAGCUCGCCGUCGACGGAGACAAGCAGAUCACACUGAAAGAGGCCUGCACGCUUCCCUGCCCAGGUGAAUGCUACCUGAUGGAGUGGUCGGACUGGAGCUCGUGUGUGAGUAUCUGUGUGAAGGGGGCCGGCGUGGACUUUGGUUCGGUUCAGGUUCGCUCUCGAGCCGUUUUGGCCCAGGAGCCUGAAAACCUGCAGCUCUGUCCAGACCAAUCCUGGGAGUCUCAGCCCUGCACAGGGGGCGAAUGUUACGAGUACAAAUGGUUCAGCAGUGGAAACUCCAGCCGGCCUUUAAUCUGGUGUCAGCGCUCGGAUGGACUCAAUGUCACCGGAGGUUGUCCUCCCAUAAACCCUGCGGUGGACAACAGCUCCUGUGACCCUCCGUGUCUCAUGCCGAAGUCUUUCUGCAGCGAGGCCAACAUCUGCACAUGCGAGGAGGGAUUCACAGAGGUGCUGUCGCUCAUUGGUCAGCUGGACCAGUGUGCCCCCAUCCCCAUCCUGGAGAUCCCCACAGCGGGCGACAAAAGAGGGGACGUGAAAACCAGUCGUGCCAUUAACCCCACCCUGCCCAGCACCAUCCUGCCCGGACGCACCGGCCGGACCUGGUACCUGCAGCCCUACGGACCAGAUGGGAAGCUGAAGAUGUGGGUGUACGGUGUAGCAGCUGGAGCCUUUGUGCUCCUCAUAUUCAUAGUGUCUAUGAUAUACCUAGCUUGCAAAAAGCCAAAGAGACCUCAGAGACAGAGGCAGCAGAACAACCGACUAAAGCCUCUGACUCUCGCCUAUGACGGGGACACGGACAUGUAGUCCUCCAAGAGACGCCUCACCGAGCACUUCACCUGUCAUAGAGACCCACUUCAUCACAGCCAUUGCAGUGAGGGACAUGGAUGUUUGCAGCGUGAAUGGACACGUCACAGAGCGGAGAAUUUACAGAAAAUCCUCUUAGCAGAGACACUGCUGGGGUUUAACCACUUCAAGUCGAGCUCCAUUCACUCCCCGGUUUGUUUUUUUAAGCGUUUUUUCUUUGCUAGAGCCGUCAUGACCUCCACCGUGUUCAAUGAAAUGCCUUUUUUUGGCCCUCCGUCACAUCUCUGUGAAGAAAAGACUCAUUUCAGAGGCAGAAAAGGCUCUCCUGCUGUCUCGGAAAACAUGGCAGCACAAGCUCCAACUCUUCCCCCGCGCUUUUCUGCUUGUCCCUAAAAAUGCUGAGUAGCUGGAGGCUUAGGAUGCUCUGACGGUUUGUACGUUGCCAAAAGUCACCGCAGGGAAGAGGAGGAGGAGGAGGGAGAGGAAAAUCUCCAUAAAAAGGUUUGGAUUCCUUUUUUCUCAAUCCUCAACUGGGGUUUUGACUCAAAUCUCUUUUACAGUCUUGAACAAAAGGGACCCAUUUCUUCUUCUUUCUUUUUUUUUUUUUUGCUUGAUUUUGAGGCGCACAGGCCUGUGUUUGUGGGAUAAACUGAUCUGUACGAUGCUGAUGGAGAAGUAGCCUGCAAUCAGUUGUUCAUGGAGACUACUGCCUGCCUCCCUGCCUCCCUGCCUCCACCUUUUUCUGCGUUUCAGGCUCUACAUUGCACUAUAUUAGUGCAGCAUGAUAUGCACAUGUGACUUCUACCUUCUAUUGCCAUAAAAAAAACACUGCCUCUUCCACAGACAGACCCUGACAUAAAGCAGAGGAUCGUCUGCGUACAGGUCCACCCGAGAACAUUCAAAAAGGGCAACAGGUGUGAAUCUCCAGUAAAUAUAUGUAUAGAUUUGAUUUCUCACAGCUGAUUUCUUUUGGGUUGUAGUAAAGUACAUUUUGUGAUUUGUAGAUCUCGUCUGGUGUUGAUCACUUUAUUUUUGCCCCAAUGUAGUUAAAGAUGCAGCCGUGAAAUCAGCAGACGACUUCUUGUGAUGAAUUCACUGCUUCAAAGUCAUUUUAACCCCUUAACUCAAAUAUCCAAAAUGAAUAUGUAAUUUAGUGUUGUAGUCAAGACCACACUACUCGAGACCAAGACAGACCCAAGACCAGAGUGCUCGGAGACUGAGACAAAGACCAAGACAUUUAGGGAUGGAGACCAAGUCAAGACCUAGACCAUGGUGGGGCAAGAUCGAGUCAGGACCAAGACCAAGGCAGGGCGAGACAAGACCAAAGCAGGGUGCGACUGAGACAGGUCAAGACCAAGGCAGGGCAAGACCGGGUCAAUACAAAGACCAAGGCAGGCGAGAUCGAGUCAAGACCUAGACCAAGGCAGGGCGAGACCGAGAAAAGACCAAGACCAAGACAUGAUGAGACCGAGACAAGACCAAGGCAGGGUGAGACCGAGACAAGACCAAGACCAAGACAUGGUGAGACCGAGACAAGACCAAGACCAAGACAUGGUGAGACCGAGACAAGACCAAGGCAGGGUGAGACUGAGACAAGACCGAGACCAUAAAUAUCACUGAAAAAUCAUCCUUUUGAGUGCAGUCGGCGUGUCACUCCCUUAGACCUAAACACCGGGAUAAAAAUCCAAGUACAAAUUAAUUAAAGUUAUUUGUUCAUUUAAAAAGAGAUGUUUUCCUUCUAAUCACAGUAAUGACGUGGAAAAAUGAACGAUCAGUGGUGGUCUUGACCGGUCUUGAUUUAAAAUCCAGAGUCUGCCCAGACAAGACCGAGUAAAAAUGCUUUAGAUUCCUUGACGAGACUGAGACCUUCAAAAAGUGGUCUCGAGACCCAGACCGUUUUAGAGUACUACAACACUUAUUUAAUUCUUAUUAUUUACUUCUUCUUUUUUUUUACCUUUUAUCGGAAACCUGAAGUUUUGAAAAAAUAAACAGGCCGAUAAAUUUAAACCUUUCAUGUCAUGCAAAAGUCAUUUCUGCCUUACUGAAAAAAACAAAAUACUAACAGUCCUGUAACACAGUUUUAUAUACUUGAAUGGGGCGCACAGUGUUCAUUAUAACCAACACUACAUGUCGACAUGAAGAGGACUAACUCUUCUUUUCUUUUGAGGCCUGGGCGAUAAAACGAUAAUUAAAGCGAUAAUGUCACUUUUUUCUGCAUUUUCCAGCAGCGUGCACCUUCCUUAUGAUCGUGAAAUGUUCCUCUGUUCAAGUAGAGUUUGUCGUGUUCUGACAAUUAAGAAUAAUUAAACCCAAUGGCGAUUCUAGAGUCUGUUGGGGCCCCAGGCAAACAUUCAACCAACAUUCGUCACCAGUAUUUACUCCUCUUCCUCUUUCUCUCCUUUUUUUGUGACUUUCAUUGACGUUGGUUUUCAAUUCAAAAAUGCAUGCCACACCUAGCAGGGCAACGAGAGGGAUUGCUGUCAGAUGGGGCCCCCUUAGGGAGGUUUCCUACUGUCAUUGCAAAAAGUGCACAUUUUGAAACACUGCUGUGGUUUAAAGUUUGUCAGCCUUGCCUUCUGAUUAAACCACUAUUCAUUGCUGGUUUGUUGGACUUCCACAGAGGAGCAAAAAAAUUAGCCUUUAAACGUGAAGGAAAUGAUUUGACAUUCCUCGUGAUAAUUAUCGAUAUCGACUGAUAUGAACCCUUUUUAUCGUGAUAACAUUUUGAGUCAUAUCGCCCAGCCAGACUAGAACCGUGUUCACGUAUGCACUCCUGGAAACUUCUCGGAAGACCCUGAAAUCUUCCUCACUGUGCACCUCCAAGCCUGAUGGGGGGGAGGGAGUAGUAUUCAUCAUAUACAACCCUACAUGUAGACAUUAAGGGGACUAACUUUUCUUUCAAGGUCACUAGAGAGUUUUCACAUUGUUUUUUUUUCUAGAAUUAGAAUCUAGAAAUUUCUAGAAAACAGAUCUUCCUGACUGUGCACCUCACAGCCUGUCUGGUGGGAGGAAGUGAUGUCAUGAGGCAGAGCGUAGCAACAGAGUCAGACGCUAUUAGGACAAUGUUUGCCUUUAUGUCAAUGCUGUGUGAAGUUUGAAACAUUGAGAGUAUAAACAAAAGAGCAAAGAAGAACAGAUAUCGUCGCGCCCCAGACGUAGGAUAUAAACGUUACCAUCCCCUCCCUGAUGCUUGUGGUGAAUUUCCCAAAUAUUUCCUGCUUUCUUCUCGCAUCACCUUAUCAGACUUCAUACAGAAAAUGUACCUGGAUGCAAGCAGGAAAAAUUCCAGUUAUAGUCGGAGCUAAAAGUGCAGUUCAUUUGGAAAACAUCAGGACGUUUUCAGGAGUUUUGUGCGAGUGUGAAAACACCAAAGUAUUCUUCUGCAUUUUUAAAACCUUCUCAUGUAGGUAUCGGUAUCAUAGGUGCUCUAUCAGUUUUCAUUCACUCGACGUACGAGGUGAGAUGAAUAUAAAAAGAAAACAAUCUGUACAAAUGACAUGUGAAUAAUAAGAAAACACGUUUCUGCUGAGUUCAACGUAAAAAAAACAAACUGGUGUGGAGAAUGUUUACUUUUUCUGUUGUGGGAUUUGUAAAUAACAACGAUUUUUUUAUUUUUUGGAGAAAAAAAAAUCAAAGUAUGUGUACAUUUAUUUUGUAUCGCACAGAAAAUGUUUAGUUUGAAUAUUGCAUAAGUCGAGUGUGUGAUAUCGCUGAUUGUUGUUACCAUGAUGCAAGUUGUGUGUUGUGGGAAAAAAGAAGGGGGGAAGAAAAGAGAAGAAAAAGAGGAAGCUGUUUUUGUACAGGAUGUUUCUAUGUAUGGGAAGAACAAGAGAAAAUAAAUAAGGACACGGUUAAAAACACAAAGAAA
This is a messenger RNA of Labrus mixtus (cuckoo wrasse), 9514 nucleotides long. RefSeq names its product thrombospondin, type I, domain containing 7Ab (gene thsd7ab). Lineage: Eukaryota; Metazoa; Chordata; Actinopteri; Labriformes; Labridae. The record is from RefSeq and is a predicted model, not a curated record. Gene Ontology annotation, biological process: actin cytoskeleton organization. The transcript is spliced from 28 exons. Gene Ontology annotation, cellular component: plasma membrane. Bases 703 to 5646 code for a protein of 1647 amino acids.